CCGACGUUGAAACGCUGGCACGUUUUCUUCUCUUUCUUCGUUUCCUUGAGACUCCCGCCAUGGCGCCGACAUCUUCGCUCCACGCUGAACGGACGCCCCCGCUCAUCGCGGAACGCUUCGCGGCAGCCUACGAGGCGCAGUUGCGGCAGCUGCGACGGCAAGCUGAAGAGGAGCAGCAAGCUUUGCAGGGAGAGAUGGAGGCCUUGAAGCAGGCUGCCUACAACGCACAGGCGGCUGCAGCGCAGCACCGCGCACAUGUGCACAUGGCCUGUCAGGUGGGACCGCACUUUCUGCAGCAGGACCUGGGCCUCCGACGGCAGCAGCUGGCCGCCGUGACCGGGGAGCUGCGGAGGCUGCGCGCGCAGAGCCUGGUCGAGCAGCAGCGACUGAAGGAGGAAAAGGCACAGCUGCAGCAGGAGCAGCAACGCUUGGCUGAGCUGAGGAGCAAGGUCUCUUCAGAAGGACUUCAGCUUCGACAUGCCCUGCAAGACGCAGAGCAACGUUUGCAGUAUGAGGAGCAGGUGCAGAGGCAUUUGCAGGAGCGCUUGCGCAAGGCCCUUGCAGAGAGGGACCAGGAGUUUCAUCAGGUGCAAGAACACCAGCACAGGGAGCAGGAGGCUCAAGCUUUGCGGGAUGCGGCCCGAGAGAAGCUGCGUCACCAGGAGGAAAACACGCGACAGAUCCUGGAAGAAGCAGAGCGACACCUGCAAGCUGAUGUGAUGUCUCCCCAUGUUCAGCCCUGGAGUUGAUGAGGAGUUCCAUUGCGCAACAGAGUUCGUAUGUUUUGCGAAUGAGCAGGUGGGGCAGGCCAAAGGCCAGCCAUUUGGGUGGGCCAUUUCGGCCUCCCAGUGCCUUUAUCUUGGUACAAAGAUUGCCAUUUGUCAGGUCGGUCUCAGGUCGUCUCAGGUCUGCCGGUCAACAUGACUGACGGAACUGAAGGGCGGGACAUCGUCCAUCGACGCGACAUCAGCCGUGUGUUGUGAUGCCAUCGACGGACAUCUCUUUGGAUCUGGCAAGGGCUUGACAUGACUAGGCUUGAUUUGGGAGCGGUUUUCACCCAAAGACCAGAAGAGCACCCGAAAUAUGUGGAGCCUUGUGGAACAAGGUCCCUCAAGAACUGACGGCUUAUUGACAUUUAUUGACUCUAUUGGGUCAAUGUCUAGAGAUGUGCUUCAACCUCUCUGACAUGAAGCCUAUGUGGCUGCCACAUCCUCUCCCCUAGGGUCUAGAUCUGGGGGUGGGUCCUAGGGAGAGGAUGAGGAACACCCCCCGACCGAUCCCAGCGCACACACCCCAUGAUCACAGCCUUUUCAAGCCUCCAGGUAGAGAGAUUUUUGGAACCAACAAGGGUGUUGCAUGCUGCAAAUCGCCGCUUGUAGCCUACGUGGCAAUGGCCACCGACAACUGAAGGUCAGCCCACACUACUUUCUCAAGUUGCA
Messenger RNA from Durusdinium trenchii, 1439 nucleotides. The record is from the annotation of a GenBank genome assembly. NCBI's taxonomy places the organism in Eukaryota, Dinophyceae, Suessiales, Symbiodiniaceae.